Rhea pennata is the source of this 1710-nucleotide messenger RNA. It is a transcript of the gene GATD3, whose product is annotated as glutamine amidotransferase class 1 domain containing 3. The transcript has 7 exons. Gene Ontology annotation, cellular component: mitochondrion. The coding region runs from base 16 to 795 and encodes 259 amino acids. Lineage: Eukaryota; Metazoa; Chordata; Aves; Rheiformes; Rheidae. The record is from RefSeq and is a predicted model, not a curated record.
ACCGUGCCCGGAGCCAUGUUGGCGGCCGGCGGGUCGGCGCUGCGCACCGCGCUGCGGCGGGCGGCGCCCGGCGGCCUGGCCGCGCUGCACGGCUCGGCCGGCCGCUGCCGCCCCGCCCGCGUCGCUGUGGUCUUGUCUGGUUGUGGUGUCUACGAUGGCACAGAAAUUCAUGAGGCCUCAGCCAUACUGGUACACCUUAGUCGUGGGGGAGCUGAGGUUCAGAUGUAUGCUCCAGAUGUUCCUCAGAUGCAUGUAAUUGACCACAGUAAAGGGCAGCCAGCUGAAGCUGAGUCAAGAAAUGUUUUGGUGGAAUCUGCAAGGAUUGCUCGUGGUAAAAUCACAAGCCUGGCUAAACUUACUACAACAGACCAUGAUGCUGUGAUAUUUCCUGGUGGAUUUGGAGCUGCUAAAAACUUAUCUACCUUUGCUGUUGAUGGGAAAGAUUGCAAGGUGAAUAGUGAAGUUGAACGUGUCUUGAAAGACUUCCACAAAGCAGGCAAACCUAUUGGUCUUUGCUGCAUUUCACCAGUGCUGGCAGCAAAGGUUCUCUCUGGUGCUGAAGUAACUGUGGGGCAUGAAAAAGAAGAAGGUGGCAAGUGGCCUUAUGCUGGAACUGCAGAAGCCAUUAAAGAACUGGGAGGAAAACACUGCAUCAAAGAAGUAACUGAAGCUCAUGUGGAUACAAAGAACAAGGUGGUAACUACCCCAGCAUUCAUGUGUGAAACAGAAUUACAUAACAUCUUUGAUGGCAUUGGGGCUAUGGUGAAGAAUGUGCUAAAGUUAACUGGCAAGUAAAGCAGCUAUUUCUAAAAGUAAAACUAUAGAAAUGUUUAAAUUUAGGGUAUAGUAUCAAAAAAAAAAAAAAAAAAAAAGGGACUAAUGGAAACAUUUUCACCUGUUUUUUUCCUGUUCAUGCCCUAAGAGCUGAUAAAGAGCUGAUUGAUUCCCAGCUGUGGGGAUUUCCAUGUGUUUUCCAAGAGAGGGGCCUGCAGAAUGGCUCACAGAGUAUGAGCAGUCUGCCCUGAGACACAGAGCAUUUUCUUGAGCUUUUGCAGCUGGAGAGAGCUGUGUGGACAUAUUCAGAAACCGGUCAUCACAUGGUGCCAGUGUCAAAUCUUUUCAGUGAGGACAAAAAAGACUAAAGGCCUUUCCAGAGCUGAGUGCAGAUGUGGUGUAGGGGCAUAGCAGAUGGAGUGGCAGUGUAUCUAGUGGGCUAAGAAUGGAAAUAGAGAGGCAGGAGUGCAUGGUUCAUGGUUUAGGCAAUUGGGCCCAUAUCUGUAAACUAAAAGCCAGAGUCAACUGUGACAUAGCCAAGGGAACAGACAUCUUCCACAUCCUAAUGUUACCUCAACAUUACUUAAAACAUUUGUGUUCUAUUUUUCCAUUUUAAAGAACUGCUUUCUACAAAGCAGCCAUUUUGAAUGUUAGCAGCAGGAUACGUCUUAUCUAUCACAGUACUAGCACUUUGAAAAAUCCAUUGGCCCAUUAUAAGUGAAAAAGGUCUUGAAAUGAAAGAGAAAAUAAUCCGCUGAUGUGACGCACAAUUUUUUAGGAUAAUAUCGCUGUUAAAGUAGUUGCAUGAUUAACAGUGGACAAAAAACAAAUCUCAAGUUAUCCUCACUUUCCUCGCUUUAGGGUAAUAAAGCUUUCUCCAAAGAAAUAUUGAAUGUCUGGAAAAUGAUGUCUAAAUAAAUUUAAUUUCUGCCUUUA